AUGGUCUCCAAGUCCGACCAACUGCUCAUCGUUGUGUCCAUCCUCGAAGGUCGUCAUUUCCCUAAACGUCCAAAGCAUAUGCUUGUAGUAGAAGCAAAGUUUGAUGGAGAACAGUUGGCUACUGAUCCUGUGGACCAUACUGACCAGCCAGAAUUUGCUACUGAGUUAGCUUGGGAAAUUGACAGGAAAGCACUUCAUCAGCACAGGCUACAACGUACUCCUAUUAAACUCCAGUGUUUUGCCUUGGAUCCUUUAUCUUCAGUCAAGGAAACUAUAGGUUACAUUGUUCUGGACUUAAGAACUGCUCAAGAAACAAAGCAGCCACCAAAAUGGUACCAAUUACUGAGUAAUAAAUAUACCAAGUUCAAGUCUGAAAUACAGAUAAGCAUUGCUUUGGAAACAGACACAAAAGCACCAGCAGAUAGUUUUAAAGCAAAAGGAGCACCCCCUCGAGAUGGAAAAGUACCUGCCAGCCUGUUUGGACUUGACCCCAAAGACAUUGUGGCAGUGCUGAAUGAGGAGGGAGGCUACCAUCAGAUUGGACCAGCAGAGUAUUGUACUGACUCCUUCAUUAUGUCAGUGACCAUAGCAUUUGCCACCCAGCUGGAGCAGUUAAUUCCAUGUACCAUGAAACUUCCAGAAAGACAACCUGAGUUUUUCUUUUACUAUUCUUUACUGGGGAAUGAUGUUACAAAUGAACCCUUCAAUGAUUUGAUCAACCCAAACUUUGAGCCAGAGAGAGCAUCUGUUCGCAUACGCAGCAGUGUAGAAGUUCUUCGUAUUUACCUGACUCUUCAGUCUAAACUUCAGAUCCAUCUCUGUUGCGGAGACCAGUCACUUGGAAGCACAGAAAUACCAUUAACUGGAUUACUCAAGAAGGGCAGUACAGAAAUCAACUACCAGCCAGUCACAGUUGAGGGUGCUUUUACCCUUGACCCACCAAACCGAGCCAAACAAAAGCUUGCACCUAUUCCUGUGGAGCUGGCCCCAACUGUGGGAGUGUCAGUGGCUCUCCAGAGAGAAGGCAUAGAUGCCCAGUCUUUAAUUGAAUUAAAAACCCAGAAUGAACAUGAACCAGAACAUUCAAAGAAGAGAGUUUUAACCCCUAUAAAGGAAAAGACACCUACUGUGCCAAAAUCACCAAGUGUGUCCCCUGCUCCGCCUCACAACCAGUCACCUCCAACAAAAGAUGAUGCAACAGAAAGUGAAGUGGAAAGCUUACAGUAUGAUAAAGACACAAAACAAAAUCCAAAGGCUAUGACUUCUUCUGUGUCUGCAUUGGCCCAGCCAGUGACUACAUCCAAUGCUUCAGAAACAACUUCAGGACAGAAGAUUGCAGUUCCAGCAACAUCACAUCACUUUUGCUUUUCAAUAGACUUAAGGAGUAUCCAUAACUUGGAAGUUGGUUUUCCAAUCAACUGUAUGUUAAGGUACUCAUACCCAUUCUUUGGAAGUGCAGCUCCCAUAAUGACUAAUCCUCCUGUAGAAGUUCGCAAAAACAUGGAAGUGUUUCUACCCCAAUCUUACUGUGCAUUUGAUUUUGCAACUGUGCCUCAUCAAUUGCAAGACACCUUCCUAAGGAUUCCAUUGCUGGUUGAAUUAUGGCACAAGGAUAAAAUGAGUAAAGAUUUACUUCUGGGAGUCGCAAGAAUCCAGCUUUCUAACAUCUUAUCUUCAGAAAAAACGCGCUUUUUAGGUGCUAAUGGAGAACAGUGCUGGCGCCAAACUUAUAGUGAAAGUGUACCUGUUAUAGCAGCACAAGGGUCAAAUAACAGAAUAGUUGAUCUUUCUUACACAAUGACUCUAGAAGAUUAUGGGCUAAUAAAAAUGCGUGAGAUUUUUGUCUCUGAGUCAUCUCAGGGUUUGUCAGCCCUACCACAGAAGCCGUCAUCUCUUCCUCCAGCACUUUGCCCUUCAGAAAUCCCUACAGAACCUCGUGAAACCUUAGAAUACAAAGCAGCACUUGAGCUAGAAAUGUGGAAAGAAAUGCAAGAGGACAUUUUUGAAAAUCAGCUAAAACAGAAAGAACUGAUUCAUAUGCAAGCUCUUGCAGAGGAGUGGAAGAAAAGGGACCGAGAGAGAGAAUCAUUAGUAAAGAAAAAGGUGGCUGAAUAUACUAUUUUGGAAGGAAAACUUCAAAAAACUCUAAUUGACUUGGAGAAGAGAGAGCAGCAACUUGCCAAUGCAGAAUUAGAGCUUCAACGGGAAAAAAAAGAACUGCAGUCAGAACGUGAACGGAACCUCCUAGAACUUCAGGACUCUAUCCGUAGGGCUAAAGAAGAUUGUGCUCACCAAGUAGAACUAGAAAGAUUGAAGAUAAAGCAACUAGAAGAGGAUAAACACCGACUUCAACAGAAGCUUAAUGAAGCUGAAAAUAAGUAUAAGAAUUUGGAAAUAGAGUUCCAGCAUUUCAAGGAUCAACAGAGCAACAAACCAGAAAUACGUCUACAGUCAGAAAUAAACCUUCUCACUUUGGAAAAGGUUGAACUUGAAAGAAAGUUGGAAUCUGCAACUAAGUCCAAACUGCAUUACAAGCAGCAAUGGGGACGAGCUUUGAAAGAACUUGCCAGACUUAAACAGCGUGAGCAAGAAAGUCAAAUGGCUCGUCUUAAAAAACAGCAAGAAGAAUUGGAACAGAUGAGACUACGUUACCUAGCUGCUGAGGAAAAAGAUACAGUAAAAACUGAGCGACAAGAAUUGUUGGAUAUAAGAAAUGAAUUGAACAGGUUAAAGCAACAAGACCAAAAACAGUACCAGGAUUCCAGAGAGAUUGCAAGUGGGAAGAUGGAUAGUCUGCAUGGCAAAGCAUUGGAAGAAGGUUUGGAUGAUUAUUUGACUCGCCUAAUAGAAGAAAGGGAUACCUUGAUGAGAACGGGUGUGUAUAAUCAUGAGGAUCGAAUAAUAAGUGAACUUGACCGACAGAUCAGAGAGGUUUUAGCAAAAAACAAUGCCAGCAAUGAAUAA
Molecule: messenger RNA, 2964 nt
Organism: Orycteropus afer afer
Lineage: Eukaryota; Metazoa; Chordata; Mammalia; Tubulidentata; Orycteropodidae
Gene: CEP120
Product: centrosomal protein 120
Exons: 20
Coding region: 1-2964 (987 amino acids)
Biological process (GO): interkinetic nuclear migration; positive regulation of centriole elongation; centrosome cycle
Cellular component (GO): centriole; centrosome
Source: RefSeq, a predicted model, not a curated record